This is a messenger RNA of Puntigrus tetrazona (Sumatra barb), 5207 nucleotides long. It is a transcript of the gene phf21aa, whose product is annotated as PHD finger protein 21Aa. The transcript is spliced from 17 exons. The coding region runs from base 298 to 2376 and encodes 692 amino acids. Gene Ontology annotation, molecular function: chromatin binding. The record is from RefSeq and is a predicted model, not a curated record. Gene Ontology annotation, biological process: negative regulation of transcription by RNA polymerase II. Gene Ontology annotation, cellular component: histone deacetylase complex. NCBI's taxonomy places the organism in Eukaryota, Metazoa, Chordata, Actinopteri, Cypriniformes, Cyprinidae.
UGGGGGUGAAUGGGAUGGAAGAAGAGUUCUUGUUUUGUAUAUCAGUUUCUGUCUUUUUAUGUAUUUUUGGUUCAAAAUCACGCGAACAAAGCGAAGAUCCUUUCCGUUACACCGCACAAAACUUUAGGGCGCCAAAGGGAGUAAAUUCGCCAGCGGGAUAGGGUUUUAGCGGCGAAAUGCUCGGCUGUUUGUAGAUAUAUAUUUAAAUAAUUGGUGAGUGUGUGUAAGUGUAUGAAGAUCGGGGUUUGACUGCUGGAGGAGUGUGUACAAGGCUCCACCCCCCACUCUGCCAGUUGGAUGGUGUUCAAGACGGCAGACGUUGGGAAGGCAGCUGUGUUGGGUUUUGGGAAGAAGAGAUCGAUGAUGGAACUGCAAAAUUUACAGGAAGCACUCAAAGUGGAAAUCCAGAUCCAUCAGAAACUCGUGAGCCAGAUGAAGCAAGAUCCACAGAAUGCAGAUCUGAAGCUGCAGCUCCGUGACCUGCAGGCCAAGAUCACAGCGCUGAGUGAGCGGCAGAAAAAGGUGGUGGAGCAGUUAAGGAGGGAUCUACUGGUGAAACAGGAAGAUAUGAAGCUGCAGACACUACAAGCCGAUGGGCAAACGUCUACCUUGCUCAUCACACAGACACAGACGCCUCUGCCCGCUGCCAGCCUCACUACUCCACAGAGCUCUGUGGCCCCUGUCAUUGCUUCAAAGACUCUACCUCUGGUGCUGAGAGCUGCCGCACCCACCUCACCUAUCAUCAUGACACCAGCACCUACUAUCACCGUGGUUACAACCCUUGGCAGCACACUCCUGGCAAGCCCUCCUAGCUCAGAUCCUCAAAAGUCCCCAGUAAACUUCCAACCGGUCAUCCAAACGACCAAUCAGGGUGCAGAGCCAGUGCGAGUCAUACCCAAUAGCACCGUUGUCGUGCAAGCUGCCUCCCAACCAAUCAAAGUUCCUCAGUUUGUCCCACCAACCAGACAGACAACACGGCCAGCCCCUCUACCGCAGGUCAGGCCAAAACCCCCAGCAUCUUUGUCUCCAGCUGCUGGUCAGGUUUCCGUGCACACCUUACAGUCACCGGUGUUACUGAGCACUGCCCUUCCUUCCUCUGGUCACGUCCAGCAGAUGCGAAUCCUCAAUGGCCUGCCCUGCCCCAACAGCUCUAACAGCACAAGCAUCCUGAUCUCCCCAUCUACACACACGCUGCCAUCAGCACAGACAUACACACAGCAAUUACCUCACAACAGCCCAAGCUCUGACAACACGAUACCCGCAGUGGAAUAUGGGACAGAGCCAAAGACUUCAUUGCUCAUCUCUCCAGACACGCCUACACAAACUUCACCUCCACUGUCUUUAGAUGCACCAUCUUCACCUGCCCCCACCAACACACACACUCCUUCCUCCAAACAUCAGGAGAGCCCUCUGAAACUGGCCUUCAUGUUGUCUUUGGGACUGGUCACGCGUGACUAUUUAGAAGAGAUACAAAGCAGGCGUCAGGAACGCAAGAGACGAACAACAGCAAAUCCAAUAUAUAGCGGAGCUAUGUUUGAACCAGAGCGGAAGAAGAGCUCAGUGUCGUAUCUGAGUUCCAUAAACCAGUCCAGCAGGAAGAGAGCCAAUGAGGACAGCUUGUCAGAGAUUCUGCAGAAGGAAGAUGCCAUUGAGUGGCCAGGGACUCUUGCUAUUGUCCAUUCCUACAUCUCCUAUAAAGCAGCUAAAGAGGGAGAGAAAGAUCGUCUGAAGAGAUGGAGCUCAGAGCUGCGGCAGGAGAGAGAGACGCUGGAGCACAGAAUCGGACAACUCAGCAACUCUAUAACAAGAUGUAUGGACAGCAAGAACAGCGUACUGGACCAGCAGAGAGAGAUGGAGGCUUCGCUUGAGAAAAUGAGAGGGCUGGUGCGUCUGAUCAGAGGGAUCCAGUUGUCUCCCUUCAUCUGCCCUGGAGCCAUGGCUAACGGAGAAACCUCCCACAACGGAGCUUCCAAACCCAGCAGCUCCAGUGCGGUCACCACAGACACAAACAACAACACAAAUGCCCCAACAAGCUCCUCGGAAGCUACGGUGAUAAUAAGCACCCUCACAAACACGAGCGACGGCUUAAAGCAGAUCGCCACAAAUAACAACCCAGAGACCGCCGGUGCGAAGAGCGAUGAGGAGAGCGCACAGAUCAACAGCCCAUCCAGGAUCAAGAGCGAACCCACAAAUGCAAACGCCGCAGCCUUCAGCAAUAACAGCAGCAACCAGGCGGUUCUCGGUACCAACGGAACCGUGUCUGCCGGGGAGGAGAAUACAAAAAAACACAAAAACAACAGUGACCUCAGCGUCAUCCCACAGGCCCUCCUCGGCUCAAUCGUGCCCCUUACAGAAGUGACAGAGGGGGUGAAAUAGCAUCGACUACCCGGAAGCGUGCCAGUUAACAGUGUUGUUGUUUCGUGUUGUCGUUUCAUCUCUUGUAUCUAUGAGGGAAAGAAAAUCCAUAGUGCCAUUUACUACAUGCAGGAAGGAGGUUCCUAAAGUACCAGCAAUGUGUAUGUUCACGCAUGCACACCGAAAAGAUUUCUACAAAGAAUAAUGAUAUAGAAAAGAGUAAUAAAAUUUAAAGAUAUCACACCAUUGUGUGCCUGAUACAGUUGCCAUAGCACCUCUGAGUGGGAAAGCUCCUGAAGGCUGGAUCGGGUGAAGGUCUCGUCCUGCUAGAUGAGUAGUGCAGCUUCCUAUCAGGUCCUGUAGCUCUGAUCUAAGACAUAAGAUAUGGCGUGUUGAGGAGUUCAGCGUCCGCUUUGUCUGUGAAACGCAACCGAGGUGCAGUUGUUUUUGUCCAGUUUUCAGUUGUGGCGUCUCCAGGACGGAGCUUGGAGCGCAAACACAGGUUCUUUAUCACACACUGACAGAAAUACAGGUCUUCCAGGCGUUCUUCUGGAGGUUUAACUCGUAUCAUUUGCAUUCGUCUAUUUUGUGGUGUUUUUAAAAAAAACCCGAAACAUUUCUGUAAAUAUGUUUUGCUAUUUUUUACACAUGACCUUAUUUAUAAUUUUCUUCUUUCUUACAAAAAUAUUCCGUAGUUCUGUUCUGCCAAAUAAUCGAUGCCACAGGGAACUCUUCUUUUACGUUACUCUGAACAUUAAAUAGAUAUUUAAGAGUAGUAGAGUAGUAUUUGUAGUGUCAGUCCUGAAGUGUCUGUGAGGUAAAUUCUGACCAUGCCUUAUCUACUGAACAGAUGUGAUUUACUGAGAGCGCGGUUCAGGCGCCGUCACAGAAGGGAAUGAUCUGAGAUGUCUGAAGCAUGGCUCUCGCUCCAUUUCCACAUCCAGAGGAUUUUGUUUUAUUUACCCAGACUGUAGCAGGGGUCUCAUGCCUUGUCCAACGACUUGGGAGGAAUCAUGCAGUCAGAAAUAUCCCACGAAACCGCUAUGCCAGUAAACGUUAUGCUUAUGGGCCAAUUUAAGGGCUUCUGUUCCGUAUCGUUUUAACACACUUUACUACACUGUUCACUGUAAACCCGUCCAAAAGCACAACGCGGUAGACGUUAUACGUGCCUAGCGCGACUACUUUGACCGGUGUCUCCUAGGAGCUCUUCUGUUAUCGCUUUAUUUAUCAUAUCGGAGCUCUCUGCACACAAACAAGCACAGACGAACACACCAGACCAGUUCUAACACCUGAGAUACAGCCGCGGUAGCUUUAACACUGUAUCAUGUGCCAAGACGACACUUCCAUAGUGUUUAAAAAAAAAAAAAAAAGAAAAAAUGGAGAGAAAAAAAAAAGCACAAGAAAUAAUCCAGAAACACGGUGGUGUCAAACACGCUUUUGAUAAAAGACAGAAAUAUCUACAGUGUUUAUAUCUUCAUUUCAGGUUCGUGAGUGUUUUCAAUGCUAAACAUGCAGCUCUGGCCUGCUGUAGCCUCUGUGUAUCGGUUGCCUUAAGUUCUAUAGACUAUGUUAGGCUGUUUCAUCGUAGUGUUAUGACUUGUCGGUGUCUUAGAGUCAGUUGUCAGCAAAAAGAGUGUGUAUUUUUCCCUUUUCGGAAACAGAACCUACUUUGUCAUCUAGUGUGUGAUCAUUCAGGUUGUGUUAGUGAGGACAGUGCCUGCGCUGCCUAUAGUGAAUCUGACCACUACACAUAAGAACUCUAAAGUGCUUACGUCUUCUAUCAAAACACGAAAUUAACCGCUGGUAUGUCCGUUCACCUUUUUAUGAAGCAGUUUAUGAAAAAUCUUUACUUUUUAGUUAAUGGAUUCCAUCCCAGUCCGAUGAUCUGGGUAUCCUGCCCCCUCAUAUCGCAUCUGCGCUUUCGAAGGUUUUCGGCAAUCACCGAAGUAUUCACACUUUUUGUCUGAUUGAAGCUAAUGAUACAAAAACGUUUAAUCACAAUUUGCGGGAAAAAAAACUAUUCCAAAGUGACAUGUAGAGAAGCUGCGUUCUGUUUGGUGGUUUAAAGGUAUGUCAGGUUUUCUAGUGUUUUAAAGAAAAAAAAAAAGGGAAGAAGAGAGCCCUUACAUAAACGCUCAUCAGAUGUGACAUUUGCAAAUGUCAUCUCUCGUCCUUUAGGGCCAAGAAUCCUGGGGCCAGAUGUGGUUAGUAGGACUGACAGUGCUUCUGUGACAGAUGUUCUCUGAUGAGAUAGAUGGGAAUCUACUGUGUCUCCUCAUUCAUGUUCCUUACACAUGAGAAUUGGGUAUUGUGUCCUGAAGUGUGUGAAAUCUGAUCUCCUCAGAUAUUAAUAGUGUUUACCGAGAGCUCAGGCUUUUGUUCAUGUUUUCGAGAUGCGCAUAGUAAUGCUUAUGAAGAUUCACAUCCUUACACCUCAUGCUGUUACCUCAUUCAGGUUGAUGAAACCCUCAAGUAAAAUCAAGGAUAGAUUAUUGCAACGUGAAAAUAUCAGUGCUUAAUCUGAUGUCCUUAACUAUAAAAUUAAGAAACCAAUUUACAUCGAUUUGUUGUAUAAAAAGUGUCUAGAUUCUUUCAUAAUAGUUUUUAAAAAGGGACGUGUAUUGCUCUUUUGUUUCAUUUUACUUUUUUUACAUUUUUGUAUGUUUUGUUUCUUAAUCUUGUGUGUUGCCUGAUGUCUGUUUACCUUUUCUCAUAGAAGUCCAUGUGUAAGUUAUUUGAAUAUAUAACUUCAUCGAUUCUUUCUGUUGAGGAGGCUGGAUAUUACUGGAGCAUUUGAUCAAUUUGUAUUUAUUUAUUUUUACCAUUUUUGCUAAAUAAAAUUGUAAAUUUAA